ACAGCGCCCCGGCGCAUGCGCGGCAGCGGACCGGUAGCAACAUGGCGGAGGAGGAGCCGAAGCGGCGGAUCCCGCUGGUGCCGGAGAACUUGCUGAAGAAGAGGAAGGCCUACCAGGCCAUCAAGGCCACUGAGGCCAAGCAGGCGCUCCUCAACAAGCGGAAGCAUCAGAAAGGGAAACAAAUCCAGUUUAAACGUCUUGAGGCUUUUGUUCGAGAUUCAUGGCGCAGACACCGAGAUGACGUCCGACUGAGGCGCAUGGAGCAGAGACCUAAACAGACCCCUGGACAGACCCCUGGACAGACACCUAGACAGACACCUGGACAGACACCUGGACAGACGGCUGCACCUCAGGAGCACAAACUAGCUUUUGUGGUGCGAAUUGUAGAUAUUAAGGGAGUGAGUAGGAGGGUAAAAAAAGUGAUAGAGUUGCUGCGGCUGAGAAAAAAUUUCACUGGAAUGUUUGUUAAACUGACUCCUUUAUCGAUGAAGAUGCUGCGGAUUGUGGAACCUUACGUGGCGUGGGGAUACCCUAACCUGAAAUCUGUACGAGAGCUCAUCCUGAAACGGGGCCAAGCCAAGAUUAAUAAAAAGAAGGUGCCUCUCACAGACAAUAUGCUGAUAGAGGAACAUUUAGGGAAGUGUGGUAUUAUUUGCCUGGAAGACCUUAUUCAUGAAAUCUACUCAGCUGGGAAAUAUUUCAAAAAAGUCACAAACUUUCUAUGGCCAUUCCAUUUGUCGGUUGCUCGCCAUGCUUCAAGGAACAAAGUGGGUUUCCUCAAGGAAAUGGGUAAGCCUGGCUGCAGAGGUGAAGCAAUCAACCAGCUAAUUCGUCAGCUGAACUAGUCAGAAUGAACCUUCAAGGUAGAAGAAACUAAUGAAGAAUGUGGGUCCCACAAGGUGUCAGCAGAUCUAUUGAAUACAUCCAUAAAGGCAACUUGUGUGAGAUUGAGUUAAUGUAGCUGUUGGGUUUUUUUCUGUUUUUCCUGUCGUGCAGGAUAUUUCUCAAAACUUCAGGGUAUAUAACCUAUUCUCAUGGACAUGAUGCAAUGAUAAAUCUCUUUGCUGUUGGUGCCUCUAAAAACCCAAAUUGUGAUGGAGAGGGACUUGGGGCUGCUCCUUCUUUAAGACAAAUGGUAUUUGCUACAAGAAAGAAGUGACUUGAACUUCGCUGAGCAAUCUGACUUCUGCCAUCUCUUUAACACAAGUUUUAUACUCAUUACUGCUAGCAUUGCACCAGUAACCUCCUGAUCUCAUCUUUGGUGUGAAGCAGUGGCUGUCAGUUUCUGAUAUAAAUUUGUUACAGGUGACUUGCAGUCCCUGUUUUUAUCCAGUCCUCCACAGGGAAAGUGUUUCAAGUUGUACUCCUUGAAGUGUAUUUCCUUUCUGUACAGUCUGCUGUUAUUGGAGUGUCAACUAAUAAUGUCUAAUAAUGAAUAGUGUAACAUUUCAUUGAAGUACACAGAAUGUAUUUAUUUUAAACAGCAAUGAUUUUGUGCUACUGCUUUACAAAAGGCCGCCUUUUCAAUUCUGCUGGAAAGAACUAUUUCCUAGUAGGAAAGCAAAGAAACUUUGUAAUACCAGCAUGGAGUAUAUAUAUGUAACAAAUGUUUUUAAAAUAAACUUUUGAUUUUUUCCUGU
Molecule: messenger RNA, 1640 nt
Organism: Colius striatus (speckled mousebird)
Lineage: Eukaryota; Metazoa; Chordata; Aves; Coliiformes; Coliidae
Gene: RPL7L1
Product: ribosomal protein L7 like 1
Exons: 7
Coding region: 42-845 (267 amino acids)
Biological process (GO): maturation of LSU-rRNA from tricistronic rRNA transcript (SSU-rRNA, 5.8S rRNA, LSU-rRNA)
Cellular component (GO): cytosolic large ribosomal subunit
Molecular function (GO): structural constituent of ribosome; RNA binding
Source: RefSeq, a predicted model, not a curated record